Messenger RNA from Cucurbita pepo subsp. pepo (vegetable marrow), 1149 nucleotides. RefSeq names its product MADS-box protein AGL42. The record is from RefSeq and is a predicted model, not a curated record. Gene Ontology annotation, molecular function: protein dimerization activity; RNA polymerase II transcription regulatory region sequence-specific DNA binding; DNA-binding transcription factor activity. Gene Ontology annotation, cellular component: nucleus. NCBI's taxonomy places the organism in Eukaryota, Viridiplantae, Streptophyta, Magnoliopsida, Cucurbitales, Cucurbitaceae. Gene Ontology annotation, biological process: positive regulation of transcription by RNA polymerase II.
ACCUUUUAGGGCUUUUUCUUCUUUUUAUUCUUCUUCGUUAAUUUUGCUCUUCAUUUCCUCUUUUCCUUUGAAAAUCCUUGCUGGGUUUUCAUUUUAUUGCAAUAAAACCCUUAAAUUUCUCUUUAUUUCCUCAAAAUCCCUUCUGGGUCUUCAACAAUUCUUCAUAUAAACUUCAAAACUCCCUUAAAUCAUAGAAAAAUCGAUAUAUGAUGGCUGUUCUAUGAGUUUCUCUGAUGUUUCCUUGCCAAACCCUUCUCUCCAGCUGAUUUGAAUCACCAACAACACAGUUUGAAGGCUAAUUCCUAAGACAACGAAAUGGUUCGAGGAAAAGUUGAAAUGAAACGGAUUGAGAAUUCGACAAGCCGUCAAGUAACAUUCUCAAAGAGACGAAAUGGGAUAUUGAAAAAGGCUUAUGAGCUUUCUGUUCUUUGUGAUGCUGAAGUUUCUGUCAUCAUUUUCUCUCAGAAAGGAAGGCUCUAUGAGUUCUCCAGCUCCAUUAUGCAAAAGACAAUCGAACGCUACCGCAAGUAUGGGAAAGGUGGAGAAACCAACACUUUUCAAUCCGAAGGAUAUAUGCAGCAAAUGAAGCAAGAAGUUGAAAUGACGGCAAAGAAAAUUGAGGAACUUGAAAAGUCACAAAAGAAGCUUAUGGGACGAGGCUUGGAUUCUUGUUCCUUUGAGGAAGUUCGUGAGAUCGAAAAACAGUUGAUACUAAGCUUAACCCGCAUUAGAGAAAGAAAGGCUUUGCUGUUCAAGGAGCAGAAAGACAAGCUGAUUGAAAAGGGGAAACUCCUUAUAGAAGAAAACAAAAAGUUAUCUGCUAAGUGUGGUACUAAGCCAUGGGAACAAGAAGGUAUUGAAGCAGAGGGAGGCAUAAUGAGUUUAUGCAGCCAAAGUAGACAGGGUUCUGAUAUACAGACUGAAUUGUUCAUUGGAUUGUCUUGCUCAUAAUGGAGGAUGGGUAUAGCUAUGUUCAAAUUUGCAAACAUUGUAAGCCUCUUGCUUUUAACUCUUUAAGUUCUAUGUAAAUCUUUUAUCCAACCCAAUGAAAUUAGAUAUAGAAAUAUGAUCUAGAAUGUGUUAUAAUAUCUUAUGUAUACUUGUUUAGAUUUUGGAAAUAAGAUUAAGCGAUGAAAUGGGUUAUUAGUU